Molecule: messenger RNA, 1344 nt
Organism: Salvia hispanica
Lineage: Eukaryota; Viridiplantae; Streptophyta; Magnoliopsida; Lamiales; Lamiaceae
Product: glyceraldehyde-3-phosphate dehydrogenase, cytosolic-like
Biological process (GO): glycolytic process; glucose metabolic process
Cellular component (GO): cytosol
Molecular function (GO): NAD binding; NADP binding; glyceraldehyde-3-phosphate dehydrogenase (NAD+) (phosphorylating) activity
Source: RefSeq, a predicted model, not a curated record
GGUUUUCAGCACCUUAAUAAACUCUUCCUUCCUUCGCUACAACUCUCCAUAACUUUCUUCUUCUCCGCUUUUCUUUCACACAGACAAACUCAUUUCAAGACUCUGCUUUUAUCAUUUUCUUAUUUUAGAAUAUGGGAAAGAUCAAGAUUGGGAUUAAUGGGUUUGGGAGGAUUGGGCGUUUGGUUGCAAGAGUUGCUCUGCAAAGGGAUGAUGUUGAGCUCGUUGCUGUCAAUGAUCCAUUUAUCAACACUGAUUACAUGACUUACAUGUUCAAGUAUGAUAGUGUGCAUGGUCAAUGGAAGCAUCAUGAAGUUAAGGUGAAGGAUGAAAAAACCCUUCUUUUUGGUGAAAAUUCUGUCAAAGUAUUCCAGUGCAGGAAUCCUGAGGAGAUUCCAUGGGCUGAAGCUGGUGCUGAGUUUGUUGUUGAAUCUACUGGAGUCUUCACAGACAAAGAUAAGGCUGCUGCUCACUUGAAGGGUGGUGCUAAGAAAGUGGUGAUCUCUGCUCCAAGCAAAGAUGCUCCCAUGUUUGUUGUCGGAGUGAAUGAGAAAGAAUACAAGCCUGAGCUAAACAUUGUCUCGAAUGCUAGCUGCACGACUAACUGCCUUGCCCCGUUGGCCAAGGUUAUCAACGACAAGUUUGGUAUAGUCGAGGGCCUAAUGUCCACCAUCCACUCUAUAACGGCCACACAGAAGACGGUUGAUGGUCCAUCGAGCAAGGACUGGAGAGGCGGAAGGGCAGCGUCGUUCAACAUCAUCCCAAGCAGCACGGGUGCUGCCAAGGCUGUUGGGAAGGUGCUUCCAGCACUGAAUGGGAAGCUAACGGGAAUGUCGUUCCGGGUCCCAACUGUUGAUGUUUCGGUCGUGGACCUGACUGUGAGGCUAGAGAAGGCGGCCACCUAUGAUGAGAUCAAAGCUGCCAUCAAGGAAGCAUCAGAGAGCAAGCUGAAGGGCAUAUUGGGAUACGUGGAAGACGAUGUGGUGUCGACGGACUUCAUCGGUGAUAGCAGGUCGAGCAUCUUCGAUGCCAAUGCUGGCAUUGCUUUGAACAACAAUUUCGUCAAACUUGUGUCCUGGUACGACAACGAAUGGGGUUACAGUUCUCGGGUGGUCGAUUUGAUCGUCCACAUGGCGUCAGUGGCAUGAUGGAUAUGCCAGCGUGGAAGUCUACGUGGCGGGCAUUGCUUCUUACCUUUCUUACGAGCUUUUAUCGUGUCGAGCUUGUACAAUAAGCUGCUUAGUGGGAGCAGCAAGCUUAGCUUGUCUUGAUCUUUUGUAUCACGCCAUUGCCUGCCAUUGUUGAUACUUUAUUACUACUAAUGAAUAAUGAUCUCAUGCUAUUCUA